AUGGGGAAGAAGGAUUAUAUGAACGAGCAUCAGGUGGCACUAUUCACUUGUACCAUCUGUUUCCAACUCUUUGAUUGUCCCACCACCAUAUCCGACUGCAACCACACAUUCUGCAAGAAGUGCAUCGAGAAGAAGUUCACUGAAGAAAAUGUCAACGCUUGUCCUGUCUGCAAGGUUGAUCUUGGUGUUGCUCCUCUUGCUCGGCUCACGGCCGAUUCACGUUUGGAAGAUAUGAUGUCAAGAUACUUCGUACCAAAGCCAGAAAGCGUGAAGCCAGCACUUCGUUUGCAAUACUUUAGGAAGAGGAAGGCAUCUGCAUCUUCACUUCUUGGUUCUACAUCUAAUGUAGUAUCCUUACCUGAGCCAAACACUGAUGCUCCAAUGGAAGCAGAGAAGCUUGGAGAGCAAGUUAAAGAUCUUGUCCUUCAGGAGCAGAGCUCGUCUUCAGUGUCAAGGAAGCGUCCAAGGAAAAACCCAAAUCCUCAAAGCCUCUCAAUGUUCAAGGCGAAACAGCAAGAUUCCGGAAUGGCUGUAGCAUCGCCAUCUGGAGGAUGCAUGGAAAAUGAAGAGCUUUCGCGUUUGCUUGACCGUGUUUCUAUGUUUUUGACCCUCUUUGCGCAGAUCGAGGAAAUGUAUUCUCUGAGAUCUGGAACCAAGAGGAACAUGAAUCCAUCUGGAGCUGGAACUUCAUCACAAGGAACAAUGAGAGAGCUCAGAGAAAGGACUAAACCAGUUUGGUUUAGACUAGUCGCUAUGGAGAAUCAGAGAACAAGUGAACCACUUGCGCAGAUCGUUUGCAAGAAGUGCAUAGAGAAGAAGUUCAAUGAAGAAAAUCUCAACGCUUGUCCUGUCUGCAACGUUGAUCUUGGUGUUGCUCCUCUUACUCGGCUCACGGCCGAUUCACAUUUGGAACACAUGAUGUCAAGAUACUUCGUACCAAAGCCAGAAAGCGUAAAGCCAGGGCCUCCUUUGCAAUACUCUAGGAAGAAGAAGUCACUUCUUGCUUCUACAUCUAAUGCAGAAUCCUUACCUGAGCCAAACACUGAUGCUCCAAUGGAAGCAGAGAAGCUUGGAGAGAAAGUUAAAGAUCUAGUUCUUCAGAACCAGCGCUCGUCUUCAGUGUCAAGGAAGCGUCCAGGGAAAAAUCCAAGUCCUCAAAGCCUCUCAACGAAGGCUAAAGAGCUUGCUGUAGCACCGACAUCUAGCGAAUGCAUGCAAGAUGAUGAAGAGCUUACGAGUUUGGUUGACCGUGUUGAUAACGCUUUGAGCAUCUCUCCAGAGAUCGAGGAAAGGUAUUCUCUGAGAUCUCGAAUCAAGAAGAACAUGAAUCCAUCUGGAGAGGGAUCUUCACAAGGAACAAAGAAAAAGCUCAAAACAAGUGGUAAACCAGUUUGGUUUAGACUAGUCGCUAUGGAGAAUCAGGGAACAAGUAAUCCACUUGCGCAGAUCGGUGGUACUCCUAACACCUGGUUCAAAGCCGAUGGAAACGUAAGUGCCUUACUUGUCAUGAAGAUGAUAGUGCAGAAGCUCAGUCUCGAAAGCGAACUCGAUGUGGAGUUGUUCCUAAGGGGAGAGCAAGUGAGUUCGACGCAGAAGCUGCAGACUUUGGAGGAUUGGUGGGUGGUGACCACUCCGAUUGAAGAGCAGGAAAGCGCCAUGGCUGGCAGCUCCGGCGCCAGGGUUGGGAGCUCCGGCGCUGACUUUGUCAUGGUGAUUCACUAUAGCCGCUCUCUCCUCUUUCACUAA
This is a messenger RNA of Microthlaspi erraticum, 1746 nucleotides long. NCBI's taxonomy places the organism in Eukaryota, Viridiplantae, Streptophyta, Magnoliopsida, Brassicales, Brassicaceae. The record is from the annotation of a GenBank genome assembly.